AUGAUUGCUGCUGCGGCUACACGGGCAAAUGCGAAGAGCUCCCCAGUUUCCAAGGAGCAGCGCAGCCUACGGGUAUCUGAUGUCAGAGUUGCCAUGAUUGAUGGCUUACACGUUUCUGUGGCAUCUCUGCAGCUGGUUUGCAGCCUCGCUUCGUCGAAGUUGUUUGCAUUUGAGCUGCAGCUGAACGGGAUCACUCUGAACCCUGUGGCGGCUGGAGACAGCCAGGACCCAGACAAGAAAGCCAAGUUUCGCCAGAAGAGCAGAAGCUGGACAUCCCUCCACAGGAGGCUUGAGCUGCAGCAUCUUGGACUUUCUGCUGCCAGUCUGACUGGCUCGGCAAGCUCGGCACUGCUGUCGGUAUCCGGCUGCUGUGUGGAUGUGGUCGAGGGCAGGGAUGUCGGGCGGCGAGACGGCCAGACUGGCUCCGCCAGAAUGGCGCUGCUGCCACGCGAUGUUCGGGCCAAUGUAAGCUUGCGGGACUGUCACGCGCAAUGUGGUCAAGCGGAACUUGCUGACUUGGCAUCUCUGGUAUGCCACGUCGCUCAGCCACCCGUACCACCCCUGGGUCUGCUUCGGGCCACAGCACGGCAGCAUGUAGAAGCAAUAUUGGCGCAGGCAGUCAAGUCACAGCGGCGAGAAAAGCGUGCGGGCAGAGAGCCGAAGAGCGGCGGAGGAAUGGCCGCUGCUCAUGGUGCGGUUGCUGCUACAGCUGCUGAUGCAGCAGAGACUGCUCGGAGAACAGCUGCAGUGGCUGUUCACGGUGCGGAGCGUGCGGCAGCGGUUGCUCAAAGGGCUACGCACAGUGCGACCCAAGCACUGGGUGGUGCCCGUCGCAGUGGCCAGGCGGCUCAGGCGGCAGCUGAAAAGGCCUUGGGGCAAGCUGCAUCGAGCUCAAAGAAAGCCCUGGGCAGCUUGGGCACACUUGUGCGUGGCAACUUCAAGGGAAAGCUCGGAUUUGCCACAGGUCCGAAGCCGCUGAAGGGCACAGCAGGGCCGGAGCAGGCCAGCUCUACAUGCCCUCUGAGUUUAGAGGAGCAGGAAGAGCUGGAGUUACAGCAGGCCCUGGCUCUCUCCUUACAAACAGAAGCAUGCACCUCGUCUGCUGCGUUGGAGGAGGGAAUCGCCACCUCGACACUUCCACCAGAAUCCACAGCAAUUGAAGUGGAAAUUACGUCUGAUCCACUGUCAGCUGGAGUGUCCGAAGAUGAGGAUGACGACCAAGAGCAGAUGGACCACGAGGGCGACGAGGCUGAGGCGGCUGAGGAUGGUGGAGUUGGGGGAGGUGCCUUGGGCCACCUGGCCUUGACUCGCAAAUGGUUACCGAUGGGUUGCAAAGAGGCUUCCGUGAAUGAGACGCAGACUCUCUUGGAGAUUCUGGAUUUGAAUAUCACUCUUGAAGGCUUCCUGCGCCUGCCUUUGGCGGAGAAGCGCUGCCUGGAUCGCCUUCGAGGCGGCUCCACAAUGCAGAUCGCCGAAAUUGCAGCCCGUGAUGCCGCAGGGCAUGUUUUCCCCAACACAACGAGCAGCCCUCCUGUGAGCGAGAGCACGAAUCUGCCGCGGUUUUACGUCGAGCUUGUCAUUCGGGAUGUGCGGAUUCGGCUCACACCGGCCCCCUCUUUGAGCCUUUCUUUGCUGCUCCCAAGCCUCCGGGCAGUGGCUGGAGAGGCCACAGAUGGGCUGCUCCCGCUUCCACUCCCUCCAAACGGCGGCAUCGCUGGCAUUUCUGGCACUGCGAUCCUGCGUUCCGAUCCCGAUUGGCAUGUUUACGGAUGCCUUGGCACGUGCAGUCAUGAAGCGGAGUCGAAGAGCCUUGCAAACUGGGAGACGCUGGUGACUGAGCGACAGUGGUCGGAGGGUUUACAAGAGGCCACUGUGACGUCGAAGCGCUUGCUUCUCCGUCGCAAUGAAUUUCUGAGACUCUCUGCAUCAAAACUGAGGGCCUUUGAACAGACACAGCUCCAGGAUAAGAUAGCAGAGGAGCAGCACGCGAUAAGCCUCACGACCAUUGCCAAGGCAAGAGACGAUCGAUUUCAUGAUUUGUUGGCGGGACUUUCGGAGAGCUUCGAAGGUUUCGAAGCCGAGCUGCAGGCACAGUUGGAUGGGCUUCGCGUUGAACUGCGAGCCUUAGAUGAGCUCCGUCGCAAGGACGAGGUGGAGCUGCGAGACAGUGAACGGGAAGCAUCCACCGGCUUGACAACUGCUCUACAAGAUCUGCGGGAACACGAACUGCAGCAGCAGCUGGAGGAAGAGAAACGCGCCAGUGAGGCGAGAGAAUGGCACAGGGAUACCGUGGAGGACCAGCAGAGGCAAGUGUCUGGAGGCGCGAGGUUUCUGACAGAUGGAAUGCUCGUCCGAUGUCGGGGAAUUGGUCUCCGGACGACCAGGCGAAAGCAGAAGCUGGAGCCGCUUUGCUCCACUGCGUUCUGGCGACUCAGGAGGCUGUCCCUGGGCUCGCAGCAUGGCUGGCAUCACUCAAACUGGAGCAUUGUGAAGCUCUUGCCAGUGACUGGUGUCAGAGGUAACACAUCCCACUCUGACAUGAAGAUUCCUUCUCUCGCACUGGAUGGCGCGCCUUUGCAGGUCUUCCCUGUUUGGCACGAGCUGGCAGAGGUUCUUCCCCUGCGACCCUUGGAGCGCCACCGCCUCGCCAAGGCGGCGACCGGCGCCUCAGUCGCAGCAACUUCGCCUUCAUCGCGUCAACAAUUCACCACUUUUGGGCCUGAGGAGGACAGCAGGCGAUAUCGACUGUUGGAAGCCAUCGGCACCGGUGCCACGUCAAGGGUCCACAUGUGUGUGGACACCGCCGGCAACGUGAGAGCCGUGAAGCGGAUUGGCUUGUCCAGAUUGCGGCGACAAGGCAAUUUCAGGCUAAUCGAAGAGCGGCUCCACCAAGAGAUUGCCAUCCACUUAUCCCUCCAGCACGCUAAGAUUGUAGGAAUUUUGGACGUGGUUGAGACGGAGCAGGAAUUGUGCCUUGUCCUGGAACACCUUAGUGGCGGGAGCUUGGACCAAGUGGUUGCUCGUGGACCUCUCAAGGAGUCACAGGCUUCACACGUGUUUCGGCAGAUUGCAGAAGGCUUGCAGCACAUGCAUACCAGGGGAUUUGCGCAUGGCGAUUUGAAGCCUGCCAACAUCCUACUGUCUGACUCCGAGCAGCUACAGGUCAAGCUUGCAGAUUUUGGCCAUUCGAAAGUGGUGGAUGAUGUCCUUGUCUCCGACAUUGCUGGCACUCCGCUCUACAUGGCGCCGGAGCUCUUCGCAAGCGAGGCGGCUCAAGCGGAUGCCCGAGCGGCUGAUCUCUGGUCCCUCGGUGUGAUCCUUUUCGAGCUGCUCACAGGGCACUGCCCCUUCUCGGGUACAGGCGUGGAGCUGCAGCAGGCAAGGCACGGUGAGGCAUGGGGAGGCCGCAGCCUCAUUGCAGCACCUUGCGGUGCUUUGCCAGGCUAUUCGAUCAUGCAACAUCUCCUUCUGGGUCAGUGA
Messenger RNA from Symbiodinium sp. CCMP2456, 3480 nucleotides. Lineage: Eukaryota; Dinophyceae; Suessiales; Symbiodiniaceae. The record is from the annotation of a GenBank genome assembly.